ACACAAAUGAAGUAUGUAGCACCAUUCACAGCAUCUGAAACAGAGACUUGGCCAGUAUGGAAGAGCAGACUACCACUGUGAUUCAGAUUUACGUAAAUGGCACUGAGCAGUUCAAUGCUUCGUAUGACUUCAACCUAACCGAUGUGAAAGAAAGCAUAGACACCUAUGAGUUUUACAUCAUCAGCCUGUUUCUCUCCUGCCUGUACACCAUAUUCCUGUUCCCCAUUGGCUUCAUUGGGAACAUCCUUAUUUUGGUGGUUAACCUCAACCACAGGGACAAGAUGACCAUCCCUGAUCUGUACUUCGUCAACCUGGCCGUGGCGGACCUUAUUCUGGUGGCAGACUCGCUCAUCGAGGUCUUCAAUCUCAACGAGAAGUACUACGACUACGCCGUCCUCUGUACCUUCAUGUCGCUGUUCCUCCAGGUGAACAUGUACAGCAGCAUCUUCUUCCUGACAUGGAUGAGUUUCGACCGAUACAUUGCUCUGGCUAGCUCUAUGAGCAGCAGUCCACUGCGAACCAUGCAGCAUGCCAAACUCAGCUGCAGCCUCAUCUGGAUGGCCUCCAUCCUGGCGACUCUGCUUCCUUUCACCAUCGUGCAGACCCAACACACCGGCGAGGUGCACUUCUGCUUCGCCAACGUCUUUGAGAUCCAGUGGCUCGAGGUGACAAUCGGAUUUCUGGUGCCGUUCUCCAUCAUCGGCCUGUGCUACUCCCUGAUCGUCCGAAUCCUCAUGCGUGCCCAGAAGCACAGAGGACUGUGGCCACGCCGGCAGAAGGCCCUGCGCAUGAUUGUGGUGGUGGUGCUGGUGUUCUUUAUUUGCUGGCUACCUGAGAAUGUUUUCAUUAGCAUCCAACUGCUCCAAGGCACGGCCGACCCGUCGAAACGCAGCGACACCACGUUGUGGCACGACUACCCCUUGACUGGACACAUCGUCAACCUGGCUGCGUUCUCCAACAGCUGCCUAAACCCGAUCAUUUACAGCUUCCUCGGGGAGACUUUCAGAGACAAGCUGCGGCUCUUCAUCAAGCGGAAAGCCAACUGGUCCGUGGUCUACCGCUUCUGUAAUCACACCCUGGAUUUGCGCAUCCCUGUCAGGAGCGAGUCCGAAGUGUAG
Sinocyclocheilus anshuiensis is the source of this 1118-nucleotide messenger RNA. Its product is annotated as G-protein coupled estrogen receptor 1. The transcript has a single exon. Gene Ontology annotation, cellular component: membrane. Gene Ontology annotation, molecular function: G protein-coupled receptor activity; nuclear estrogen receptor activity. NCBI's taxonomy places the organism in Eukaryota, Metazoa, Chordata, Actinopteri, Cypriniformes, Cyprinidae. The coding region runs from base 57 to 1118 and encodes 353 amino acids. Gene Ontology annotation, biological process: G protein-coupled receptor signaling pathway; cellular response to estradiol stimulus. The record is from RefSeq and is a predicted model, not a curated record.